Messenger RNA from Culex pipiens pallens (northern house mosquito), 4983 nucleotides. RefSeq names its product serine/threonine-protein kinase D1 (gene PKD). The transcript has 9 exons. NCBI's taxonomy places the organism in Eukaryota, Metazoa, Arthropoda, Insecta, Diptera, Culicidae. The record is from RefSeq and is a predicted model, not a curated record. Gene Ontology annotation, molecular function: ATP binding; protein serine/threonine kinase activity. Gene Ontology annotation, biological process: protein phosphorylation. The coding region runs from base 1179 to 3791 and encodes 870 amino acids.
CGCACACAGAUCUUUUCCAGCAGCUCGACAAAGCGGUCGCGAGGAAUCGUCGUCGGUCCUCUUUGCGGUUCUUGUUUUUUUCUGGGUCACCACGACGGAACGCGACGGCGGAUUAUUUUUCGGUUCGGUUCGGUUUCGUCGGCGCGAAUUUUCGGUUGAAUUGCUUGUUUUCCGGUUGAAACUGUGUGUGUGAAAUUCCGGAACAUCCCGGAACCAGCUGCUUACGAAAAAGAAAGGUGAAAAAGAAAGCACGUCUGGCGAAAAACAGUGGACCGCUCCCCGAAAAUUUGUCUGUGAAAAGCCCACCGGUUGAUUCUGUGCGCGCGACGACAAUGGAAUUGUCCGGUUCCGGAAGUGGUGGUCUGCUCGGAUGAAGAAGGCCGUUCCUGCGGAAGUGCCAUGUUGGCUGAACCAAUUUGAUUAACCACCCCACCCCCGUUGCCUCCCGUUGGCAAGUGAAAGCAGCAGCAAGCAAAUGACCCCCCGUUGAAGGCCAAAUAAAGAGAGCCUCGAACCCGCACCCCGUUCCGUCCUCCCCCCUGUUCCACUCUCCCCCACCCACCUUCCGGAAAGGAUCACACAUUCCACUUCCCGCGAAAUCAUUUCCAGCAAGAAGAAAGAAUCUUGGCUUCCACGAAGAAUCCAGCAAAAAAAAGAAAAGUAUUGCAAGUGUCGAUCUAAUUUGGCCGUCGCGCAAUUCAAUUCCGCACACACCAAAUUUGCGCAAACGUCAACAAAAGAAGAGGGAAAAGAGGCAGAAGUCAUAAUCCAGUAGACCCCGCGCGCACACGCACACACAAACAAGAAAGAAAAAAGAAAGUAAAGGAAUUUAGUGUGGUAAACACACUUAAACAAAAAAGAGAGAGAGAAAAGAGAAGAAGGUCAAAAACAGUUGGGUGCGGAAACGGGGAAGUGAGGAAAGGGGUGGUAUCCAUUCCCUGCUGGUUGGCUGCUUUCUCCAGCUCUCCGGAACCGGACCCCCGUCACUGCGGCUGGCUGACGCGCGCGCUACAGAAGUUGGGAAUCCGCGAGGCAACGCAAUCUCUCCAAGUUGGACGAAUCUCGACAAUUUACGUACUGUUUAAGGACCAAGGAAUCUCCCCUUAAAGAAUCUUCCUAUCAGAAGAAAUAGGAUUAUUACAAACAAUCAUCGUCACCAUUCACACACAUCUCUGAAAAUGGCCGGACCAGAAAUCACCUUCAUCUUCCAGUUUGGCAACCUGCGGGACAUUGUGACCGUGGCCAGCCAGGCGCUGACGCUGAAAACGCUCAAGGAUCUAGCCUGUGAUUUUAUCAAUACUAAGAUACCCGAAAACGGCCUGAACCGCCUGUCGGACCGUUUGCUCUUAUUCCGCCACGACUACAGCUCGUCCAACGUGCUCCAGAUGAUCAACUCGGCGUCGGAGAUUGUGGACGAAACGCUGGUCGAGAUCGUCCUGACUGCAAAUCCAAUCAGCGCCCCCGGCCAGGACGACAUCCCGCUGGUGCGGCCCCACGCCCUCGCCGUCCACUCGUACAAGGCGCCGACGUUCUGCGACUUUUGCGGCGAAAUGCUGUUUGGGCUGGUGCGGCAGGGUCUCAAGUGCGAGGGCUGUGGCCUCAACUACCACAAACGGUGCGUCAUCAAGGUGCCAAACAACUGCAGCCGGGUCGAGCACACGGGAACGCACCGGCGGAGUACGUCGUCGUCGCUGCAUCCGCCGCGCAGUCCGUCCGGCGGGUCGAGCAAUUCGUUGGUGUCCGCCGGGGACGACGGAACGAGUGCCGGAUCGGGCUCGUUGCUGCUCAACGUCUCCAACACGGGCUCGCUGGGCAACGCCGCCACCUCCGGCAGUGCGAGCAUCCGCCAGAACCGGUCGCCGUCUCUGGGCAGCAGCCGGACCAUGGGCGGCGGCAGCAUCAAGAUACCUCACAGCUUUUCCAUUCACACGUACACCCGGCCCACCGUGUGUCAGUACUGCAAGAAGCUGCUGCGCGGGCUGUUCAAGCAGGGCGUCCAGUGUCGGGACUGCCACUACAAUGCGCACAAAAAGUGCGUCGAGCUGGUGCCGAAGGACUGUACCGGGGAGAACACGCAGCCGGUGGAUCCGCACGGGACGGGCGGGGAACCGGUUAUGGCUUAUAAGGAGGAUCCUGGGGAUGAGAGUGAUUUGGAUGAAGGAGGAGGAGGUGGGGCGUUUUGUGGGAAUAACAACAGUAGCAGUCACCAUAACCGGAAUGUGAAUUUGCUGGAUUUGGGGGGUGGUCCUCCACCGGUCAAGAUCAACGGGAUGAUUUCGCCGAUGCAUCAUGAUGGGGUUGAUUGUGGGGAUCGGUUGGAGGUCAUCUGCGAGCAGUCGCGCCAGUCGAGCAAUUCUUCGUCCUCGCCGAGCGCCAACAUUCCGCUGAUGAGGAUCGUCCAGUCGGUGAAGCACACGAAGAGACGGGACGGGCGCGCGAUUAAGGAGGGCUGGCUGGUGCACUUUACGAACAAGGAAAAAACCGUCAAGCGGCACUACUGGCGGCUGGACUCGAAGGCCAUCACGCUGUUUGUGUCGGAUCAGGGCAGCAAGUACUACCGGGAGAUUCCGUUGAACGAGAUCUUGACGGUGGAUCCGGCGCGGAACCUGCAGAGCGAGGUGCUGCACUGCUUCGAGAUCCGGACUGCGAAUGUGGACUACUUUGUCGGGCAGGACCCGCUGUAUAACUUGAAGGAGGGCGAUCCCAUGCUGGCUCUUCCACCGCCGGACAGUGGAAUCGGCGCGUACCUAGCCAAGAGCUGGGAAACGGCCAUCAAGCAGGCCCUGAUGCCGGUCACAAGCGGAACGCGGACGGAGUCCGCCAGCAGCGAACCCGAGGAGAAGGUCACCGACAUGAGCCAACUGUACCAGAUCUACCCGGACGAGGUGCUCGGUUCCGGCCAGUUUGGCAUCGUGUACGGAGGAAACCACCGGAAAACGACGCGCGCCGUGGCGAUCAAGGUGAUUGACAAGUUGCGCUUCCCGACGAAGCAGGAGGCGCAGCUGAAGAACGAGGUCGCCAUCCUGCAGAAUCUGUCGCACGCCGGCGUGGUCAAUCUGGAGCGGAUGUUCGAGACGCCCGAGCGGAUAUUCGUCGUGAUGGAGAAGCUCAAGGGGGACAUGCUGGAGAUGAUUCUGUCGCACCAAAACGGGAGGCUUAACGAGCGGGUGACCAAGUUUUUGAUCACGCAGAUCCUCGUCGCCUUGAAGUACCUGCACAGCCGCAACAUCGUGCACUGCGACCUGAAGCCGGAGAACGUGCUGCUCUCGUCGGACGCCGAGUUCCCGCAGGUUAAGCUGUGCGACUUUGGCUUCGCGCGGAUCAUCGGCGAGAAGUCGUUCCGGCGGUCGGUGGUCGGCACGCCGGCUUAUCUUGCUCCGGAAGUGCUGCGCAACAAGGGCUACAACCGCUCGCUGGACAUGUGGAGCGUCGGCGUCAUCAUCUACGUCAGCCUGAGCGGGACGUUCCCGUUCAACGAGGACGAGGACAUCAACGACCAGAUCCAGAACGCGGCCUUCAUGUACCCACCGAACCCGUGGAAGGAGAUUUCCUCCGAUGCGAUCGAUCUCAUCAACAACCUUCUCCAGGUGAAGCAGCGCAAGCGCUUCACCGUGGACAAGAGCCUACUCCACUGCUGGCUGCAGGACCUGCAAACCUGGAACGACCUGCGCAUUCUCGAGGCCCAGGUCGGUCUGCGCUACCUGACGCACGAAUCGGACGACGCCCGGUGGGGAGCUUCCACGACGACGACCACGACGUCCUCCGCCACCCUCGUCGGUGGCGUCCCAUGACCAGCGGGAGCCCACCAGCCGACGUUGUCGACCACGGAGGAGGCCGCCGGCGAAGCGGUCGGCAACUGCAGCAGCAACAACACCAGCAGCGGCAGCAAUCAGGCCUCGCCCAAGCUGAACGAUUUUCGCGGCAAGGCGUACAAGUGGGUCCGGGGGCGGCUGUGCCGGCUCAUCAAGGCCUAGUAGGGUGGGUUACAAAUACGGGGCUUCUUCUUUGUGAGUGAGAUUUGAGCGGGCGACCUUUUUUUUGUCCCCCUUGGGAGAAAUGGAUUUAAGGUAAUUUGUAGAUUUUACAGUUCUAACAAAAAAAAACGUUGUAAAGUUACAGCAAAAAUGAUGUAACGAUUUACGUAUAAAAUAUUUAGCCAAGACAAACGAUUACGCGCGUGAAAUUAAGGUGUUGAUCACGCGCAGUGUUUGAAAACAAAAACAAACUAAAGGAAUUGAUACAAUUUGUAAAGCGAUUAACAAACACAAAUUAACUCACAUUUACCUAAAUAUUACAGUAGAAUGCAACCUGCAAAAAAACAACAUUCUACGCGAAACUAAAACUCAUUUUUGACGUAGACUUACGUCUUACUUUUUUUUACUUGCAAAUAAACUUAAAAUCGACGCGGUAGAAAGAGGGAAAGAGCACCUUUUUAUUGAAUGUGCUGAUUGGGAAAAUACUUACUAAACUAUUUUUAAAACUGUAACAGCAACAAAAAAUAACUAUAUUAAAAACUACUUUCUGUCGCGCUUUAUUUGUGCGUGAAUCUUGAAAAAAAAAAGAUCUGACUAUAAUUAGCUACUUGUUUAAGUUUUAUUUUGCCAAUUGUUUAAUACUCUAAAUUCCGUGCAAUUGAAAGAAUCUUUCCAGCAAAAAACUCCAAACUCUUGUGGUGUUAAAUGUUAGAUUUUUAUUCUGUGGAGAAAAGUGGUUCGCCGUACUAGAUAGUGCUUCCGUUUUAAUUAUAACUAUUAACAAAAAAAAAAUCUGUAGUAAGGUUUCGAAAAUUUCGAUUGGAAUAUCACCAAACAAAAAUAUCCGCGAUGAAUCUGUAUUAGUGUUGCUGUCCCAACUAAAAGGGGAAGCGAACAACCGAACAAACAUUCCUUUGAAAUCUGUUUUAAUUUUACUUUAUGUUUAUGUAGUUUUAUCGUUUCUUCUGUGACAAUAAAGUCCCCUCCAAUUUUUAAGUUGAAAGUUUUA